Gekko japonicus is the source of this 772-nucleotide messenger RNA. It is a transcript of the gene RBPMS, whose product is annotated as RNA binding protein with multiple splicing. The transcript has 9 exons. NCBI's taxonomy places the organism in Eukaryota, Metazoa, Chordata, Lepidosauria, Squamata, Gekkonidae. Gene Ontology annotation, molecular function: mRNA binding. Bases 1 to 573 code for a protein of 190 amino acids. The record is from RefSeq and is a predicted model, not a curated record.
AUGUCUGUAGUUCGGCAGCUCGAGGCUCUAGUGCUGUAUGGCAGAGUACGGACGCUCUUUGUCAGUGGCCUGCCUUUGGACAUCAAACCCCGGGAGCUCUAUUUGUUGUUCAGACCGUUCAAGGGAUAUGAAGGCUCUCUUAUUAAACUCACAUCUAAGCAGCCCGUGGGCUUCGUUAGUUUUGACAGUCGCUCAGAAGCGGAAGCUGCAAAGAACGCUUUGAAUGGAAUUCGCUUUGACCCAGAAAUCCCUCAGACGCUCCGGCUAGAGUUCGCUAAGGCCAACACGAAGAUGGCUAAGAGUAAAUUAGUGGGAACGCCAAAUCCAAGCACUCCAGCCGCCCCCAACACUGUACCUCAGUUCAUUACCAGAGACCCAUAUGAGCUCACAGUGCCUGCACUUUACCCCAGUAGCCCUGAAGUGUGGGCGCCAUACCCUCUCUACCCAGCGGAGUUAGCACCUGCUCUACCUCCGCCUGCUUUCACCUACCCCGCUUCACUGCAUGCCCAGAUGCGCUGGCUCCCUCCCUCCGAGGCCACUUCUCAGGGCUGGAAGUCCCGACAGUUCUGCUGAAUACUGUGUACCAGGUGUGUGAUGGCGGCUACAAUCUGUCUUGUGGGUAUUAAAGGGUUCUUCCUAAGUCGCUACCAGUAUCUUACCUUCAUCUGCAAAAAUACAGUGUGGUGGGCUUAAGAGACCUCCCACCAGCUUGGAUCCCUUCAAGACUUUGCCACAGCCUCUAUCACACAUCUGCUCUCCUGGAAGCAAAAUU